This is a messenger RNA of Moesziomyces antarcticus, 888 nucleotides long. RefSeq lists its product as uncharacterized. Lineage: Eukaryota; Fungi; Basidiomycota; Ustilaginomycetes; Ustilaginales; Ustilaginaceae. The record is from RefSeq and is a predicted model, not a curated record. The transcript is spliced from 8 exons. Bases 1 to 888 code for a protein of 295 amino acids.
AUGCAGCUCAUCAAGUCGAUCGUCCUCGUGGCCGUACUGGCCGUUUGCUUCGUCCAGGCCACCAUCCUGAGCGAGAGCGUGUCGCUCUUGGAGGCUCACGUCAAAGACGCAGAGACUCUGGCUUCCAAGAAAGCAGACUUUGUUCGAAUGGUCGAUCGCUACUACCGCCCAAGCGCCAAGGCGUUCUGGACUCAGCACGCAGUUCCCCGAGCUGCUGCUGGCCUGGAGACCACGGGAAAGCACUGGAACGAGUACAUCAGGCAGCCUAGGUCUACCUCCGUCACUGGUACGCUCGACAAUCGUAUUGCGCUCAGAUCCCUUAACACCGUGAUCAUAGGCGCCGUAGCUCCUUCGUUCGAAUUCUAUGAUGGGCUUGUUCUCUCCCACGGUAGUGUCGCGAACAAUGUUAAAAGCUGCGUGCUGUCCCAGACCAAGCCGCCGAUCCCGAGACAAGCUCGUAUCCUUGUGUUCCUAAUCCUCACCGUAGCAAGACUGGCUCACGCCGUCAACCUUCCUGAAGGUGAACUUCUUUGGCAUGCUGGAAUGAACCUUGACAAUGCGCCAGGCCGGCUCGAGCAGAAACUCCUCGUCAAAUCUUAUUCAGAGGCUUUGGGGCGUUCAGGAACUUCGGAACACGCGACGGGGCUCCCCGCAGGCUUGACUGGUGCAUUCUACCGAAACAUGGAGCGAGAAGGCAGAAUUGGCGAGGCAGGUCGUAUUCAGGGCUCGGACUGGAACCGUUGGUUCAGACGCUAUCGGGCAGAGAGAAUUGCACAGGCCGCACGGGAGGGCCAUGGAUGGGCUCGUCAACAGCAGAGCUAUGGACGCAUUGCGAAUGUCGCCGGUCAUCUCAACCCUGGCCUCCAUCGCGGUGGUGCUGCCGCAUAG